AUGUUGACCAAUGAUAGUGUGCUUAUCCUUGCUUUGCGUAAUGCUUGUGCUGGCUAUUUUAAUGGGAAGCUUAUAAACAUAACAGCUACAACAACAUUACAUAUCAACCCAAGUUUUCCAGAAGCAGAGCUUCUAACAUUAAGAGGAAAGGAUCCUUUGUUUGUUGUACCCUUUGUUGCAGAAACUAUCCACAUAGAUGGAAGAUAUACUAGAAUGACAAUUUAUUCAAUCCAUGAGCGGAUGAGCAUCAAACCAGAAACAAUUCAGACAACAUUGCUAGCUGUUCUGCGCUUUGUGAAUGUCAAUGACCAAAAUUUCUACUACGCAGCUUGCCCACUGAUAGUCAAUGGAAGGCCUUGCAAGAAAAAAUGUACACAACACGUUGAUGAUUCUUGGUUCUGCUCUAGAUGUCAAAUGACUAUGCAAGACUGUAAUUAUAGUUACCUCUUGCCUCUAAAGUUGCAAGAUGCCAUAGGUACUCUGUGGGCCACUACAUUUGAUGAGGGUGGCAUUCACUUGCUACACAAAACUGCAAAACAACUCUAUGCACUACAAAAUGAUGCAACAACAAUAGAGACACCUUCCUCGGUGAUCAAGACACUACUGUCACGUUACUAUUCAUUCACAGUGUUGGUUUCUACUGAGACAUAUAAUUCAGAAAUGAAGAUGAAAGUGACAGUCAAUAAAGUUGCUCCUAUUGACUUCAAAGUUGAGUGCCAUGCAUUACUUGCAGAAAUUGGCUGCCUAAGUACAAAGACUUAA
Molecule: messenger RNA, 762 nt
Organism: Cryptomeria japonica (Japanese cedar)
Lineage: Eukaryota; Viridiplantae; Streptophyta; Pinopsida; Cupressales; Cupressaceae
Product: replication protein A 70 kDa DNA-binding subunit A-like
Exons: 1
Coding region: 1-762 (253 amino acids)
Source: RefSeq, a predicted model, not a curated record